AUCUUGACCUUACAGUGUUUCAGGUGGACACACUGCCUCUGUGCUUCCACUAUAAUGAGUGUAUGUGUUCAUCGGGGGGGUGGAGGAGAUCUGAAGAUUCAGCUUAUAAUCCUACUAAUCUUACACAGGCAGAGGUCUUAAAUUGCUCCUCCUGUCCCCUUCUCAAAGGACUGAACGUUUGAGUGUGCACACACACACUCACACAGAGACACAUAGAAUUCCAGACGCUCCACUUAGUACUCAUCAGGCUUCCUCGCGUCGUCGCAGAGUGAUUCUGGGCCAGCAGCGGUCCCUCGGAGAGCCACCUAGCCGAGAGAGAGGAGGGAAGAGAGGGGGAGGGAAAAGAGAGACACGUUGGUGUAUUUAUAGAAAAACGAGGCCUCACAAUAGCCUUUUUUGGAGAGAGAAUUAUUAAGGAGCCGAGGUGCGCGGGUGCACGCGUCCCACUUUUCUGAUUACCACUGUGCUGCCGGCCCCCAGGAUGAAUCAGGAGUGAGACGCAGGACUAACUCCUCGACUCUGCCUCAGAAGCUGCACCGGCUUUUCAUGCACACUCACCCUUUUUUUUUUUAAGUCACGAGGAGGUUUUUCACACGUGCGGGGGAAGAAGAAUGGGGCUUUGACUUGUUUUGGGUUUUCUUGUUGAGGGUUGUUGUUGUUGUCGUUAAGAUUAUAUUUGGAAGGCGAUAGAGAGUCACCUGACGAAGGCCACCUGCUACCGGGGGAAGAUGAAGAAGUUUCUGCAGAACAAAAAGGGCAGAUAUUCUUUCCGGCAGAGCAAGCGAGGCUCGCGGUGUCCGUCUAAAGAUUUCUUCCUCAGCAUGCCGACGUCCAAUCAGGGCUGGCCUGAGGAUUUCGGCUUCCAGCUGGGCGGGAAUGGACCCAGCUACAUCCUGUCGGUGGAGGAGGGCAGCAGCGCUCACCUGGCGGGGCUGCAGGCGGGCGACCAGGUGCUGGAGAUCGAGGGCCAUAAUGUGUCGACACUGGGGCCGCAAGCUGUCGUCUCCAUCGCUCAGACGCAGAAGAACAUCCCGCCCAGCAUCGGAGUGGUGUCCCGCAUCCAGCAGAUGGACAUCAUUCCAGGUCCAGACGGUCGUUUUGGCUUCACCAUCGUGGGAGACUGCCCUCUGCUGGUGGAGGACUGUUCGCCCUGCUCACCCGCGGGCCGCGCGGGCCUGAGGGCCGGCGACUGCGUGAUGGAGGUGAACGGCAUCCCCGUCCGGCAGCACGAGACGGCGGCGGCGCUGAUCAAGGCCUCGCAGGGCCGCACGCUGCGCCUGGGCGUGCUUUGCCUCGGCGCCAGGCAGAAACGCAGCAGCAGUAUCGAGGACAGUCAGAUGGGAGGAGAGGGGACGAGGCUGGACCGGAAACACAAAGCUUUGGAGUUCAACAAGAAGGUCGACCAGAUCUUGGGGGACGAACCCGACGUGAAGGAGAAACUCUUUGCCGUGCUGAAGCAGUAUGCGGCAGAGAAGAAGGUGGAGUGGUUGGCCUCCGUCGUGCCGGAGAUUCUCACCACUGAGGAGCAUCGACAGCUUCUCUCCAGCAUCAGAAUCUUCAUCCCGAAGAAACACCGGCAGCGCUUCGACGAGGCCGUCAACCAGAAUGUCAUCAACCGCCUGUGCCGCAGCAAGAGCAUCAGCGAGCCGCAGGGCCGCGUGCGCCGCAGCCGCAGCGAGGACCACUCCGAGCGCCACCGCGGCUCCAAGCGGGCCAGCUCCGUGCCCAGGGACGGAGGGGAGCCCGGCGGCAGGGGCGACGCGGAGAGGGACAGCCGGGGCGCGAGGAAGUCCGUCUCCGGGGUUCCCCCACAUCCACCCAUCGGACCCAAUCAGAGGAUUGUUCGAGUUUACAGAGGGAAAAAGAGCUUUGGCUUCACGCUGCGAGGUCACGCUCCCGUCUGCAUUGACUCUGUCAUCUCAGACAGUCCUGCUGAGGAGUGUGGACUCAAACCCGGAGACCGGAUUCUCUUCCUCAAUGGACUGGACAUGAGAAACUGUUCCCAUGAGAAGGUGGUGUCCAUGCUGCAGGGCAGCGGGGCGAUGCCCACUCUGGUGGUGGAGGAGGGUCCGUUAGAUUUCUCCUCAGACCAGACCGACGCCGAAGAGUCUCCGAGCCUUCGACCCGCCACACUGCCACGCUCCAGGUCUCCAGCCCUCAGCUCUUUGCAGUGGGUCGCUGAGAUUCUCCCGCCAAGCAUCAAAGUCCACGGGCGAACCUUCAGCCAGCAGCUGGAGCACCUGCUGACCAUCCAGGAGAGAUACACCGUCUGCAAAUCUCUGGAGACUUUCUUCCAGCACCGGAACGUGGACACACUGAUCGUGGACGUGUUCCCAGUGUUGGACACUCCUGCCAAACAGCUGAUCUGGCAGUUUAUUUACCAGCUGCUGACCUACGACGAGCAGGAGCGCUGCCAGAGCAAGCUGUCGCGCUUCCUGGGUUUCAAAAGCAGCGCCGUGUUGGAGCCAGACGGCCCCGAGCACCACCGGCGGAGCAGCUCGGUGCGCGUGACGGGAACGUCGUACCGUGGAAUCACCCGAGAGAGAAGCUCGGACGACUGCAUCAUCGGGACUCACCUGGGAAUGGGAAUUCAUGUCGAUGAAUCCGGGAGCCCGGAGGAGAGGCAGUCAGGAGACGGAACCUCCUUCCCCGAGUCCCCUGACCUCAGUCAUAUGACAGGUGUGUACACAGAGCUGGAGAACGUGUACGCAGGGAAGAGUGUGUCUCCGCUGCAGGGAGGCUCCUCUGCUGAGGCCGAGAGGCCGGGACAGACUGAGGCCUACGGCCGCUCUCUCUCCCCUCUCACUCUCCCACCUCUCACAGGUAACCGUAAAUCUGGUCUGUCGCUGUCGUGGAAGGAGCCGCUGCCCACGCCCGUCUACGAGAUCCACCACCAGAGCAGCGUGGACUCCAACCCGUACGUCAGCCUGGAGAGCCCGCCCCCCGCCUCGCCGCUGCCACAGGACAGCGGCCCCAACACGCUGACGCGGUGCAAGAAGCUGUUCACGUUCUCGCGUCCGCCACGCAGCCGCGACACCGACAAGUUCCUGGACGCGCUGAGCGAGCAGCUCGGCCACCACGUCACGUCUGUGGACCACUUUGUACACGGGGAGAAUGACUAUGAGGAGAUGAGUUUCCAGGAGGAGCAGGACCUGGGCUUCAUGCCUCGUCACCUCAGCAGUGGCAGCAGCGACGAUCGCAGCAGCAGCGACGAAGCCUCCUCUCCCUCCUACUCCUCUGAGUCCGAACCCAUCCCACCUCCUCCGGACCAGAGCCCUCCGCCUCCGCCACCCUUCCAGUCCCUCAUACCGCCUCCCGUCCAGUUCACCGACCCUCUCCCGCCUGUCCGCUUCUCCCCCGAGCACAUCCCGCGCAGCCGCAUGCCGUUCCAUCCGCACCACCCCAUCAUCCCCCCGCCGCCGCCUCCUCCGAGGACGCUCCUCUCCAGCCGCUCUCCUCGACACAAAGUUCUCCCCUCCAGGGAGGAGUUGGAGAAGACUCACCAGCGCUUCCAGACCUCCCACCUGAAGCACGGCCACACCCCUCUGACCUCCUCCACGCUACGCACAUCGCAGCCGUCCCGCCCCUGCUUCCUGCCGCGGCAGCUCAGCCAGCCUCAGCCUCUGUGCCAGACGUCGUCCUCGCCCCAGCCUUCGCCUCAGCCGAUCAGGCCGAGUCAGCUCGUCCUGCAGAGGCACCACCAGCUCCACCACCAGCACAGCUACCAGGGCCCGCUGCCGCCGUCUCUCCAGGACGACGGCGCCGCCACCCAGUGCGCGAGCCAAGGCGCGACAAAGCUCUCCAAGCCUCCGGCCACGCACUCCACCCUCCCCAGCCACAAGAAGACGUAUGAGACUGCACGAAAGGAGCUCCAGUCACAGCAGGCUGGACCACCUCCUCCUCCACCGCUGCCCCCUCCCUGCGACGCACCGCCACUGCCCAAACCAGGCCACCACGCCUCAGACACCAACCACAUGAGCGUGAAGAGACUGCGCUGGGAGCAGGUGGAGAACUCAGAGGGAACCAUCUGGGGUCAGCUCGGCGAGGACUCGGACUAUGACAAGCUCACUGACAUGGUGAAGUACCUGGACCUGGAUCUGCACUUUGGGACCCAGCGCCGAUCCAUUUCUCCUCCAGAGCCAACUUUCCUUCCUGAGAGCUUUAAAAAGAAAGACGUGGUGGAGAUUCUGUCUCAUAAGAAGGCCUACGCAUCCAUCCUCAUCGCUCACCUGAAGCUCUCCCCCGACGAGCUGCGUCAGGUGUUGAUGAACAUGUCCACUAACCGGCUUGAGCCGGCCCACAUCAAGCAGCUGCUGCUCUACGCGCCCAACGACGACGAGGUCAAACAGUACGAGCAGUUUGAGCAGGACCCGGCCAAACUCAGCGAGCCCGACCAGUUCAUUUUCCAGAUGCUGAUGGUGCCCGAGUAUAAGACGCGUCUGCGGAGCCUCCACUUCAAGACGACGCUGCAGGAGAGGACGGAGGAGAUGAAGGUGGCGUACGACUACAUCUACAAGGCUUCAGUGGAGCUGAGGAGCAGCAAGAAACUGGCCAAAAUCCUGGAGUUUGUUCUCGCCAUGGGGAAUUACCUGAACAACGGGCAGCCAAAGAGCAACAGAACGACCAGUUUUAAGAUCAACUUCCUCACUGAGCUCAGCACGACCAAAACCGUUGACGGAAAAUCCACCUUCCUCCACAUUCUGGCCAAGUCUCUGUGCCAACACUUCCCCGAGCUGCUCAACUUUUCCAGAGACCUCACCACAGUUCCUCUGGCGGCCAAAGUGAACCAGAGAGCCAUCACAGCAGAGCUGGGCGACCUUCACACCACCAUCCAGGACAUCAGGACGGCCUGUCUGAAGAUCACACCCACGUCUGAGGACCACUUCGCCUCUGUCAUGAGCAGUUUCCUGGAGAACAGCCACCCUGCCGUCCAGUCCCUGGAGUCUAUGCAGAACCAAGCCAUGGAGGAGUUCUCCAAGGUGGCCUCCUACUUCGGCGAGGACGGCAAGUCCAUCAGCACCGAGACCUUCUUCGGCAUCUUUGCAGAGUUCAUAUCCAAGUUUGAGAGAGCUCUCACUGAGACCCAGACUCCAGAAAACCCCAGCCCCAGAAGCCCCAGACUGUCUUCUCCUCUGGCCUGGUGAAGACGGAAAGGACGCCCAAAACCU
This is a messenger RNA of Solea senegalensis (Senegalese sole), 5168 nucleotides long. RefSeq names its product glutamate receptor, ionotropic, delta 2 (Grid2) interacting protein, b (gene grid2ipb). The transcript has 25 exons. Lineage: Eukaryota; Metazoa; Chordata; Actinopteri; Pleuronectiformes; Soleidae. The record is from RefSeq and is a predicted model, not a curated record. Gene Ontology annotation, molecular function: protein binding. The coding region runs from base 729 to 5144 and encodes 1471 amino acids.